AUGGAGCAAAUAUGGAUUCCUCUGCUUUUAAUUUGCUGGGUAGCAUUUUCUGGUGCCCAAUUUAAUGGUUAUAAUUGUGAUCCUAAUUACCACAGUCGAUUUCCCGGUGAGCGGGAUAUUAGCGUAUACUGUGGUGUACAAACCAUCACUCUGAAGAUUAAUUUCUGCCCUGUGCUGUACUCGGGCUAUACUGAUGCUGACCUGGCCUUGAACGGUCGCCAUGGAGAUGCCCACUGCAGAGGCUUCAUCAACAACAACACCUUCCCCACCGCUGUGCUUUUCAGCAUCAGUCUCAGUACCCUCGAGGCUUGUGGAAACAGCCUGGUGGUCUCCACAGCUCAGGGACUCAAUGCCUAUGGGAACAUCUCCCUGGUACAGAUAGGAAAUAUAUCAGGAUACAUCGAUACACCGGAUCCUCCAUCAAUCAUUAGCUACUUGCCUGGCCUUCUAUACAAGUUUAGCUGUAGUUACCCUCUGGAGUACUUGGUAAACAACAGUCAGCUUGCAUCGUCUUCUGCAGCAAUAUCAGUAAAGGACAACAAUGGCACCUUUGUGAGCACUUUGAGUUUGAUACUGUACAAUGACUCCACAUUCAGUCAGCAGCUGUCCAUUCCAAUGGCUGGUCUAGCACUGAAAACUAGAGUGUUUGCAGCAGUCAAAGCCACAAACCUGGACAGGAGGUGGAAUAUCCUGAUGGACUACUGUUACACCACUCCCUCUGGGAAUCCCAAAGAUGAGAUACGCUAUGACCUUUUCUUUGGAUGUUAUAAAGACCCACAGACAACCGUUUUCGAGAAUGGGAAAAGCCAAACAGGCCGGUUUGCCUUUGAGGUCUUCCGUUUUGUCAAACACAAAAAUCAGAAAAUGUCCACUGUCUUCCUCCACUGUGUCACCAAGCUGUGCCGUGUCGACGACUGUGCCAUUCUUAUGCCGAUCUGUGGUCGACGCAGGCGGCGGGAUACAUCAGAGGACAGCUCUGUGGCCAGUCCUUCCUCUGGAAACGCUGUCAUAACUGCUGGGCCUAUUAUCACCAGGAGUGAUGAAACUCAGACCAAUAACUCUCAACUUGCCAGUGGCCGCUCCCCACAGCUGAACUCAGUAACCAGUGCUCUGGUGUCGGGUGUGGUCAUUCUGGGGAUGAUGAGUCUUAGCCUCUUCAUCCUCUCCCUCAGGCUGCUCAGGAGGCCCAGCACCGCUGCACUUACAGGGCUCUGGAACCCAGCAUUCAAAUAA
Molecule: messenger RNA, 1233 nt
Organism: Chanos chanos (milkfish)
Lineage: Eukaryota; Metazoa; Chordata; Actinopteri; Gonorynchiformes; Chanidae
Gene: zpld1b
Product: zona pellucida-like domain containing 1b
Exons: 10
Coding region: 1-1233 (410 amino acids)
Source: RefSeq, a predicted model, not a curated record